UUGCGUUCGUCACUCCAAAGGCUGCCUGCAAGUCAAUAUACCCACCUUCCCUCACCUAUCUUCUCCUCUGCUCGGUGCCUCACCCUCUCUUCCUCGGUUCCUCCUUCCCACCUUGUUCAGUUGUUCCUCCUCUGUAUCCCUUCCCCUUUCUGAAUCCUAGCCAUACAUAGUCUUCUGCCGAGGAGAGAGCAGGCGAUCGGAGAUGGAUGACGUCUCCGGCGGUUCGUCCUGGCCGUACGCCAAGAAGCCGCACCAGCUGUCGCGGUCGAUGACGUACCACCACCCGUACCAGGGCCAGGGCCGCCGCCUGCAGCCCGCGCGGCGUCACCAGCUCCAGGACGAACCCCGCGCGCGGAUCCCGCCGCAGCAGGCGGUGGUGCUCUACACGACGUCGCUCCGCGGCGUGCGCCGCACGUUCGCCGACUGCUCCGCGGUGCGCGCCGUGCUGCGCGGCUUCCGCGUGGCCGUGGACGAGCGCGACGUCUCCAUGGACGCCGCGCUCCGGCGGGAGCUCCAGGGGCUACUCGCGGCGAGGGGCCGCGCCUUCGCUCUCCCGCAGCUCUUCGUCGGGGGCCGCCUUUUAGGCGGCGCCGACGAGGUCAGGCAGCUGCACGAGGCCGGCGAGCUGCGGCGCCUCCUCGAUGGCGCCGCGGGGCAGGACCCGGCCUUCGUCUGCGACGCCUGCGGGGGCGUCCGCUUCGCGCCCUGCCCCGCCUGCGCUGGCUCCCGCAAGGUUUUCGUGGAGGAGGAAGGACGCGCCAGGCUCUGCGGCGACUGCAAUGAGAACGGCUUGGUACGCUGCCCCAAUUGCUGUUCUUGAUCGCUUGCUAUACGAACCUUUCCAUGUUGAUAGUAGAAGGAUUAGAAGUAGUACUAGUAGAUACUGGCAAGAGCAGGAACGAAGGUGCGUUUCUUGAUUUCUUGGCCUGUAAAUUUUCUUGGAUAUGCGUACUCAUCUGUAGUUUGGGUUUGCUGUUUGUGUCUGGAGGACGAGAACGAAGGAGUUCUUGCCCAUGUAGUUGUGAAUCUUGCGGUGCCGCAAAAUAAUCACGUUUGGUGAUUACGAGCUGUGCUUAGCUAUGUGUUUGUAUGUAUAUCAAAUAUUCUGCACUCGAGUUGGUUGGAUGAAUGAAUGCAAGUAACUGGGUUUGCAAUGAUCGUUA
Molecule: messenger RNA, 1163 nt
Organism: Brachypodium distachyon (stiff brome)
Lineage: Eukaryota; Viridiplantae; Streptophyta; Magnoliopsida; Poales; Poaceae
Exons: 1
Coding region: 203-820 (205 amino acids)
Source: RefSeq, a predicted model, not a curated record